Molecule: messenger RNA, 1764 nt
Organism: Hemiscyllium ocellatum (epaulette shark)
Lineage: Eukaryota; Metazoa; Chordata; Chondrichthyes; Orectolobiformes; Hemiscylliidae
Gene: esr1
Product: estrogen receptor 1
Exons: 8
Coding region: 1-1764 (587 amino acids)
Biological process (GO): steroid hormone receptor signaling pathway; regulation of DNA-templated transcription
Cellular component (GO): nucleus
Molecular function (GO): nuclear estrogen receptor activity; zinc ion binding; steroid binding
Source: RefSeq, a predicted model, not a curated record
AUGGCAAUUCCACUCCAUCACAAAUCACCUGCGAUUGCUUUGCUGCAGAAGAUUCAGGCUAGUGACUUGGACACUUUUGGCAGGCAAACUCUACAGUUACCUAUAAGUGGCGAUGGACCUCUGAACGAAAUCUAUGUGGAGAAAAACCGAGCAGGAGCGAUGAACUACCCGGAAAGUGGCUACGAGUUCGCUGCAGCAGCUACCCUGUACAACCCGGCCAGUCUGGGCUACACAGCCUCCAGUGACUCGCACGGCUCCAGCAACAUCGGGGGGCUGCACUCCCUCAACAGCAUGUCUCCGAGCCCCCUGGUCUUUCUACAGACCGCACCUCAGCUCUCAUCCUUUGUUGCCCACGGCCAGCAGGUCCCCUAUUAUGUGGAAAACGAGCAGAGCAGCUGCAGCAGCUUUGGCUUGCGGGACGCUCCCCCUUCAACCUUUUACAGAAUUAACAGUGACAACAGACGCCAGCGAGUGAAUGAUCACCUCUCCAGCACCAGCGAGCAAAGUAGCCCAUCCGCAGGCACAUUAGAAUCCAGCAAGGAGACCCGAUACUGUGCAGUGUGCAGUGAUUACGCCUCAGGCUAUCACUAUGGAGUCUGGUCAUGUGAAGGCUGUAAAGCUUUUUUCAAGAGAAGCAUUCAAGGACACAAUGACUACAUGUGCCCUGCCACAAACCAAUGUACCAUCGAUAAAAACCGCAGGAAGAGCUGCCAAGCCUGCAGACUGCGUAAAUGCUAUGAAGUGGGCAUGAUGAAAGGUGGUAUCCGUAAGGACCGUCGGGGUGGCCGGAUGUUGAAGCACAAGCGGAGGAAAGAUGAGAAGGAGCACGUCAUUAAGAGUACGGGAGUGACCAGCAGACCGAGCUCCAGCAGCGUGAGCCCAGUGCAGAGGAGCACCAAGCACAGUUCCCUGCUUGGCAUGACCUCGGACGAGAUUCUCAGUACCCUGAUGGAGGCCGAGCCCCCUAUGGUUUACUCCGAACACGACCCCGGCAAACCCUUCACCGAGGCGUCCAUGAUGACUUUGCUCACAAACCUGGCUGAUAAGGAAUUGGUGCACAUGAUCAUCUGGGCCAAGAAGGUUCCAGGAUUUGUGGAUUUAACACUUCAUGACCAGGUGCAACUGCUGGAAUGCUGCUGGUUAGAAAUUCUGAUGAUUGGCCUUGUCUGGCGCUCCAUGGAACAUCCUGGAAAGCUCAUAUUUGCACCAGAUCUGGUUUUGGACAGGAAUGAAGGGAAAUGUGUUGAAGGGAUGGUGGAGAUAUUUGAUAUGCUCCUAGCAACAGUGUCCCGAUUCCGACUGCUGAAGCUGCAGUGUGAGGAGUACAUCUGUCUGAAGGCCAUAAUAUUACUGAAUUCUGGCGUGUUCCCCUUUCUCUCCAGUACCAUGGAAGCCCUGAACGACAGUGAGCAGAUUCAGAUAAUCUUGGACAAAAUCACUGACGCUCUGGUUCACUUUAUCACCAGGGCCGGCCUCUCACUGCAGCAGCAGUCCCGGAGACUAGCUCAACUUCUGCUACUGCUCUCCCACAUCCGGCAUAUGAGUAACAAGGGAAUGGAACACCUUUACAGUAUGAAAUGUAAGAAUGUCGUACCUCUCUAUGACUUGCUCCUGGAGAUGCUGGAUGCUCACAGAAUGCACAUGCCAAUGGACAAGCCCCAGCCUGCAGGAAACGGAGCCAAUCCAGUCAAUAGAGGGACCAUGCCUUCCUCAUCUUCACUGUCACUUAAGAAGACUGAUGCAAGUUUUGACACGUCGAGAUAG